AUGGAAAAACCCACCAUCGAAGAAAUGUUCAAAAUCAUAUUUGAAGUCAACAAAGAUCAGCGUUUCAUUUUCUGCUAUGUCUGUCAAAUAAGAUUCCCUAUUGUUGAACCAGAACAAGCAACCCUCUAUAUCCAUCACUUCUCCAAAGACCAUGUUUACAACCUUUCAACCAUAGCCACCAGAGAAAUCAUGAAAACCAGGGAUAACAUAAAAACCAGAGAAAUCAUAAAAACAAAAGAAACUACCAAAAAGUAUAAUCCAGUCUCAUAAGCAAUCCCCUUAUUCGAUCUAGAAAAAGCACUCAACAUCCAAUAAUAACAAUCAAAGAAUGCUCUUCAUCAGUACCUCAAAGACUGCAUUACCAAAUUGCACAACCUCUAUGAUCAAUUGGAACUGAAUAAUUUGGAAGCAUACAUUAGCACUCUUCGAAGAUUGUACUUGCAUUUGCUCAAUCACAAUACAUCCAUCCUGACUCCUGAACUUUGCUUCUCCUUUGUGGACAUCUACAAAACGGACAAGGAUCUCCAAUUGAUUAGGAAAAUCGUCAGGGCAUUCAAUUUUCCUUUGACCAAUGAACAGAACAAAAUUCUAAACCCUCACAAAUAAAGCAAUCCAAAUGUAUCUCAGGAUUUGUACAUUGAAUUUUACCAAACCUUUAUUAAUGAUCUAACAGACCUCGGAUUAUCUAAGGAGUCCUUGGUUUAUCAUCUUGCCAAAAUGGGAACACCAAUUAACAAGAUCAUCGAUUUGAAACUCUACGAAAUCAAGAAUAAAAUUAAUGAUUUCAUUAAUAAAGGCAUUAAUGAAGAGCAAAACAUCUUCUUUUUAAACAUCAUUGAGAAAUUAGAACGCUACGAAAAUCUUAAUAGUCACUCCUAUGUCUUUACUAAGUGGAACACAGAAUGUUAAAUGAGAAAAUGCGUUAGAUAAAUCAGGAAUCGUCUCAGAGACCAAACAACUGAUGAAAAAUAUAAAUUAUUCUUGGCCGCUGCUUCUCUCUAGUAAGUAUAGCAAUGGCAUAAAAUUCUAAUUCAAAAUGAGAAGAACAGUACUAAGGAUAUGAUAUCCAUACUAGAAACAAUUAAUGAAAAUAAGAAUAAAUCGAAGAAAAGGAAAUUGAAUGUUAAAUAAUACAGUAUUCCUUCUAACCUCAAUUUCAGUGAUUUUGAAGGAAAAGGCCAAGAGGAAGCAGACAACAGUGAAUUCGACAUUAGUAUUAUUGAUUCAACAUCAGAACGUAAUGUUGAUGAAGGAUUAAAUCUUAAAUAAUUCAAUGAAACAACUAAGCAAAAUUCAACAGAAAAGAAGAAUUUGAGUGAAACAAAACAUGCAGAUUCUAUGAAAGAGAAAUUAGAUAAUUAUAAAAAUAAAGCCUUACUUAAGAAGUCUUCAAAAAGAUGA
Paramecium tetraurelia is the source of this 1401-nucleotide messenger RNA. RefSeq lists its product as uncharacterized. NCBI's taxonomy places the organism in Eukaryota, Ciliophora, Oligohymenophorea, Peniculida, Parameciidae. The record is from RefSeq and is a predicted model, not a curated record. The transcript is spliced from 2 exons.